This is a messenger RNA of Trichogramma pretiosum, 2025 nucleotides long. RefSeq names its product purine nucleoside phosphorylase-like. NCBI's taxonomy places the organism in Eukaryota, Metazoa, Arthropoda, Insecta, Hymenoptera, Trichogrammatidae. The coding region runs from base 289 to 1305 and encodes 338 amino acids. Gene Ontology annotation, molecular function: purine-nucleoside phosphorylase activity. Gene Ontology annotation, cellular component: cytoplasm. The transcript has 3 exons. The record is from RefSeq and is a predicted model, not a curated record. Gene Ontology annotation, biological process: nucleoside metabolic process.
CGAUCGGUAUAAAGACCAGCGGUUCGGCCGGACUCAAACCGAUACUCGUGCCGACAGUCGUUCAGUACCCUUCGGGCGGAUCGCGUGUCUCGACGCUAAGAUAAAAAAGCAAAGCACAACGACGACAAAAAAAAAUAAUAAAAGCGUGAACCAAGUCGUACUGUAUUUAUACAUAAAAAAAAAAGUUAUACUUGCAAGCUCUCUACGAGAAAGAAGAGUUAGAAGAAGGAGUGAACAGAUUUUUUUGUGAGGAUAUUUCGAGGUAAAAAAACAGCAACAACAAACAAGAUGCCGAUGGUCGACAAGAAAAACGGACACAACAACAUCAGCGCCGCCAACAAGAGGCCCAGCGACAACGACUUCUUGCACACGGUGGUGAAACAGCAACAGCAGCAACAGCAGCAGGCCCCCAAUGCAGUCCAGUCAAACUUCUGCUGGGACGCCCUGCACGAGAGCGCCCAGUACAUGCUGGAGCGGACGAGCAUCAGGCCGCGGGUGGCCAUCAUCUGCGGCUCGGGUCUGGGCAGCGUCGCGGAGGCCCUGACCCAGCGCCAGUGCUUCCCCUACGAGGAGAUACCGCACUUCCCCACCUCCAUGGUCAAGGGCCACGCCAAUCAGAUGGUGUUCGGCUAUCUGCAGGGCAUGCCGGUCAUGUGCAUGCAGGGCAGAUACCAUCACUACGAGGGAUAUCCCAUCUGGAAGUGCUCGAUGCCCGUGCGAGUGAUGAAGCUCGUCGGCGUGACCCACCUCAUAGUGACGAACGCCGCGGGCGGCAUCAACCCCGACUACAACGUCGGCGACAUCAUGCUCAUCAAGGACCACAUCAACUUCAUGGGCUUCGCGGGCAUCAAUCCCCUCCAGGGGCCCAACGACGAUCGCUUCGGCGACCGUUUCCCCAUGAUGCACAAGGCCUACGAUCGCGACCUGCUGCGCGUCUGCGACAAGGUCGUCGACGAGAUGGGCAUGUCGCAGAUCGUCCGCAAGGGCGUCUACACCUGCCUCGGUGGGCCGAAUUUCGAGACGGUGGCGGAGAUGCGAGCCCUCAAGAUGUUGGGGGUCGACGCCGUGGGCAUGUCCACCGUGUACGAGGUCAUCACGGCGGUGCACUGCGGCAUCAAGUGUCUCGGCUUCUCGCUCAUCACCAAUAUCGGGGCGACGGAUUACGAGGACGAGUCCGAGGCGAGCCACGACGACGUCGUGCAGGUGGCGAAUCGCAUGAAGGGUACGCUGAAGGAGUUCGUCUCGAGGAUCGUCGCCCACGUGAAGGAGGAGCUCGACGGAAAGAGCGACGACGAGGCCAAAUAGACGCUUAUCUUUUUUAAGGAUAUUAUUAUCAUUGUUAUUAUAAAUAUUGCACACGUCUCAUGUAUCAUAUCGAAUUUAUUUAUAAUUAAUUAACGUAUAAUCGUAUACUCGCUGAAAGUCCAAAUAAGCACUCGUUAUUAUUAUCGAGAUUUUUCGUAUUAGCGCGAACGAGUACGAGUGUCGAAUCGAUCGAUAUUAUUUUUUUUUUAUAUCGGCGCGACACGUGAAAUUUUCUUCGUCGAUUGUAUAAUUCAUAAGCUUCAAAUUCGUUUUUUAAGUCAUAUAUAUAAUACAUAAAUGACUAGAAUGACUCAUUGUUAUCACGUCUUGUACACACAUACAAACACAUGCAUUCACGGUUAGAUGCGUAAAUGUCAUUAUAUUUAGUUGCACAGAAUAAUUACUAUUAUUUAUUAUAUAAAAGUUGUGUUACUAUAGCAAAUUUCGAUGUACGCUCGAGAGCAAGAUUUUAUACCUCUGAUCGAUAAAUGUAUAAUUUUAAGUUUUGGCUCGUAGCUUAUAAUUUCGUCGCGUUGAGUGUUUUUUUCUAUCUACGAAAGAAAAAGAAGGAACAAAAAAAAAAUAUUCAAAUAUUUGUUUUGUCUAUAAUAUAAGUAACGAUUUGUACAAGCGUCGCGAUGAGGUGUUUCGUAUAACGUUGUAACGCAUGGCGCAUAUAAGAUUAUAAAUAAACGAUUAAAAUAAUUUCACCAUUUUAAA